Messenger RNA from Doryrhamphus excisus (bluestripe pipefish), 1796 nucleotides. It is a transcript of the gene ctsd, whose product is annotated as cathepsin D. Gene Ontology annotation, molecular function: aspartic-type endopeptidase activity. The record is from RefSeq and is a predicted model, not a curated record. Gene Ontology annotation, biological process: proteolysis. Gene Ontology annotation, cellular component: lysosome. Lineage: Eukaryota; Metazoa; Chordata; Actinopteri; Syngnathiformes; Syngnathidae.
CACAUGACUCCCGUCAGCUGACAAAAGUCGCCCGCUUCUCACAAGCGUUAACUUGCUCAGUCAUUGUUGUGCUCGUGUUUUGUAGCAUUACCAGAAGCACAAUGAGGUCGUUUUACCUGCUUCUCUUCUCGGCGUUAGCCCUGACAAACGACGCCAUUGUGAGGAUUCCCUUAAAGAAAUUCCGCUCCAUCAGGCGCGAGUUGACAGACUCUGGGAAACGUGCAGAGGAGCUUCAGGUCGACACGCACUCCCUGAAGUACAACACUGGCUUCCCCUCCAGUAGUGGACCCACUCCGGAGACCCUGAAGAACUACCUGGAUGCCCAGUAUUAUGGUGACAUCAGCCUGGGAACCCCCCCUCAACCCUUCACGGUGGUCUUCGACACCGGUUCCUCCAACCUGUGGGUGCCCUCGGUCCACUGCUCCCUCCUAGACAUCGCUUGCCUGCUGCACAACAAAUAUAAUUCCGACAAGUCCAGCACGUACGUGAAGAACGGCACUUCCUUCGCCAUCCAGUACGGAAGCGGCAGUUUGUCGGGCUACCUCAGUCAGGACACGUGCACCGUGGGAGAUUUAGCCGUGCAGAACCAGCUCUUCGGGGAAGCAAUCAAGCAACCCGGCGUGGCAUUUAUCGCCGCCAAGUUCGACGGGAUCCUCGGUAUGGCCUACCCGCGCAUCUCGGUGGAUGGCGUGGCGCCGGUCUUUGACAACAUCAUGCAGCAGAAGAAGGUGGAGAAGAACGAGUUCUCCUUCUAUCUGAACAGGAACCCAGACACCCAGCCCGGUGGUGAGCUGCUGCUGGGAGGAACGGAUCCCAAGUACUACACUGGCGAUUUCAGCUACGUCAACGUAACCCGCCAGGCCUACUGGCAGAUCCGCAUGGACACGUUGCAGGUGGGCAGCCAGCUGAGUUUAUGUAAAGGUGGCUGUGAAGCCAUCGUGGACACGGGCACCUCUCUCAUCACAGGCCCGGCUGCGGAGGUCAAGGCUCUGCAGAAAGCCAUCGGGGCCAUUCCGCUCAUCCAGGGAGAGUACAUGGUGAACUGUGAGAAGAUCCCAACCCUGCCCGUGAUCACCUUCAACGUGGGCGGCAAUUCCUACAAGCUGACCGGAGACCAGUAUGUCCUCAAGGAAAGCCAAGCGGGAAAGACCAUCUGUCUGAGUGGGUUCAUGGGUCUGGACAUCCCACCCCCAGCAGGUCCCCUGUGGAUUCUGGGAGACGUCUUCAUCGGGCAGUAUUACACCGUGUUCGAUCGGGAGAACAACCGAGUGGGGUUUGCUAAGUCCAAAUGAGCACGUACGGUCAUAAACACGCCUCAUGUUUUUAUUCUAUAUUUUCAUCGGGCAACGCUAAAGAAAUAACACUUUGAUAAAAUGGAAAUUCAUCAGCGUACAGCUACAAUAUCAUAAAAAAAAAUUCAGAAAUAUGAGUACUCCCUCACGUGAGGUAGUGUACAUGCUGCAGUGGUAUACUAUAUAUAUAUAUAUAUAUAUAUAUAUAUACCACACAAAAAGUCUGUGCAGUGCACAUUGUGUUGCUUUGCAAUCAAACUAUUGCGCAAUAGGUGUUUUUGUUGACAUGCACUCCACUGAAAAGGUACGUAAAGCGACAAAAUAAUUAACGUGCGCUGAUUGAGCAAGUGGCUGUAUUUUGUUUUUGUUUUUUUUUUUUAAAAAAACAACCUCUUUCGUGAUCUGUUUUGGUUCUUUUUUCCUUUUUAAAUCAGGGAUUGGAUUAGGCGUUUCAAUGACUAUUUUAGGCAUUGUGAUUGGCUGAAAUAAAUGCUAUUCAAACAA